Molecule: messenger RNA, 1542 nt
Organism: Balaenoptera ricei (Rice's whale)
Lineage: Eukaryota; Metazoa; Chordata; Mammalia; Artiodactyla; Balaenopteridae
Gene: NTF3
Product: neurotrophin 3
Exons: 3
Coding region: 438-1226 (262 amino acids)
Biological process (GO): memory; nerve growth factor signaling pathway; negative regulation of neuron apoptotic process
Molecular function (GO): growth factor activity; nerve growth factor receptor binding
Source: RefSeq, a predicted model, not a curated record
GGGACUCAGAGUUGAAGGCUCUUCUCCCUAUCGUAGCAGCUCCGCGCGAGGCCCCCGAGAGAGCCCGGCGCAACUACUUUCUUCCCUCUCCUUUCUCCUCUUUUUGUCCCCUGCUGGGGGCUGGCGGCGGCGGCGGCGGGGUGGGAGAGACUCUGAAUGACCGAGCUCGCGUCCACCUUUCUCUUCAUGUCGACGUCCCUGGAAACGGUCACACGGAUGCCAUGGUCACUUCUGCCACGGGAUAUUGAAAGCAUCCUUCACAUCUUUGCUUCACCAUUACCUUCUCCGGGAAGCCUCCCUGCAUCCCCCAGGGAUCCUGGGGCUCCGUCUCAGUCUCCCUGUGUUACACCACCCGGUAUUCUGUCUUCUCACUAGAAGAUGGGCUCUGCAGAGAAAGGGACCUGGUCUUGUCAUCUCUGUGUCCCCAACACCUUGAUAUGUGUCGGAUCUUACAGGUGAACAAGGUGAUGUCCAUCUUGUUUUAUGUGAUAUUUCUCGCUUAUCUCCGUGGCAUCCAAGGUAACAGCAUGGAUCAAAGGAGUUUGCCGGAAGACUCGCUCAAUUCCCUGAUUAUUAAGCUGAUCCAGGCAGAUAUUUUAAAAAACAAGCUCUCCAAGCACAUGGUGGACGUUAAGGAAAACUACCAGAGCACCCUGCCCAAAGCAGAGGCCCCCCGGGAGCCCGCCAAGCCGGAAUUCCAGCCCAUGACGGCCAUGGGCCCCGAACUGCUGCGGCAUCAGAGACGCUACAACUCCCCCCGGGUCCUGCUGAGUGACAGCACCCCCGUGGAGCCCCCUCCCCUGUACCUCAUGGAGGAUUACGUGGGCAACCCCGCGGCCACCAACAGAACGGCGCGGAGGAAGAGGUACGCGGAGCACAAGAGUCACCGAGGGGAGUACUCCGUGUGUGACAGCGAGAGCUUGUGGGUGACCGACAAGUCAUCGGCCAUCGACAUUCGGGGACACCAGGUCACGGUGCUGGGGGAGAUCAAAACCGGCAACUCUCCCGUCAAACAAUAUUUUUAUGAGACGAGGUGUAAAGAGGCCAGGCCUGUCAAGAACGGUUGCAGAGGCAUUGACGAUAAACAUUGGAACUCUCAAUGCAAAACCUCCCAAACCUACGUCCGGGCACUGACGUCAGAAAACAACAAACUGGUCGGCUGGCGGUGGAUACGGAUAGACACAUCCUGUGUGUGUGCCUUGUCGAGAAAAAUCGGAAGAACAUAAAUUGGCAUCUCUCCCCGUAUAUAAAUUAUUACUUUAAAUUAUACAAUAUGCAUGUAGCAUAUAAAUGUUUAUAUUGUUUUUAUAUAUUAUAAGUUGACCUUUAUUUAUUAAACUUCAGCAACCCUACAGUAUAUAAGCUUUUUUUCUCAAUAAAAUCCGUGUGCUUGCCUUCCCUCAGGCCUCUCCCAUCUGUUAAACCUGAUCCUUGUAACCCGGCUCUCGGGAUCCACCGCCUUGUAAAAUCUGUGUACACCAGUAUUUUGCAUUCAGUAUUGUCAAGGCCAUGACUGUCGUUUUAGUAAACUUGUUAAAAUCG